Molecule: messenger RNA, 1207 nt
Organism: Olea europaea var. sylvestris
Lineage: Eukaryota; Viridiplantae; Streptophyta; Magnoliopsida; Lamiales; Oleaceae
Product: probable UDP-3-O-acylglucosamine N-acyltransferase 2, mitochondrial
Exons: 11
Coding region: 151-1131 (326 amino acids)
Biological process (GO): lipid A biosynthetic process
Source: RefSeq, a predicted model, not a curated record
UACCCAUAUUAAUUUCACAACUCAAACUGAAGCAUUCUCCCCCUCUGUCACCUUCAAUCCCAGCUCCUGCUCCCCACACUCUGAAAUUCCUCUUGGCACUUUUCCCUAAUCGAAAUAAAGUUCAGCGAUUUUCCACUAACCCAACUUUCCAUGGCAUUUCGGAUUACAAAAUCAUCCAGUUUGCUCUCCUCUGCCUUUAUUUUCACCAACCACACUAUUGAACAUUUCCAUAUCAUGUUCACAACAGGACCAAUGUUGAGGAUUCGUGCUCAACGCCACAUCUCAACGGACCAAACCAGUCUUAUUGAGUGGGAUGAUGCUAAGACAGAUGGCCAAGAAUUUCGGAAAUGGUACAAUGGAGGUGGCAUGUUUCAUAAAUUUUCUUGCAUUGAUCCAACUGCUUUUAUAGGAACCGGUGCAUUGGUUCAUUCAAAAUCUGUUGUGGCAGCAAAUGCAUACAUUGGAUCAGGAAGCAUUGUUGGACCUGCUGUUACAGUUGGUCAAUCAACAAGACUAGGGUAUAAUGUUGUACUCACCAAUUGCACAAUUGGCGAUUUUUGUAUUAUUCACAAUGGUGUCUGCAUUGGUCAAGAUGGUGAAUCUGUCACGCUGCUAAAUGUCCUUUAUUUCUGGGAACUAGAACUAAUUUAUGAUUUAUACUCCUCUAUUAUUUGUUUUGGGUUUUUAGUUGAUGAACAAGGGCACAUGGUGAAGAAGCCUCAAAACCUGGAAGCAAGGAUAGGCAACCAUGUAGAAAUAGGAGCAAAUACAUGCAUUGAUAGGGGAAGUUGGCGAGAUACUAUAAUAGGGGAUCACUCAAAAAUUGAUAAUCUGGUUCAGGUAGGUCACAAUGCUGUGAUUGGGAAUAACUGCAUAGUUUGUGGACAAGUUGGCAUUGCUGGUUCAGUGACGAUAGGAGACUAUGUCACUUUAGGCGGAAGAGUUGCAAUUCGUGAUCAUGUCUGUAUUGCAUCAAAGGUCAGAUUAGCAGCUAAUAGCUGUGUCACCAAGAAUAUCAAUGAAUCUGGGGAUUAUGGCGGGUUCCCUGCUAUUCCAAUUCGUGAAUGGCGUAAGCAAGUUGCUACUCACCGCCGGACGUUGAAGGAGUUCGCGGGAUCUAAGUAUUUUUAGCUCAAUCACUUGUUAUGAAUUUACUCAAGUUGACCAAAAACAAGAACCCAACAUACAGGGCUUGACCUUUUGUUUA